Messenger RNA from Gaeumannomyces tritici R3-111a-1, 2806 nucleotides. RefSeq lists its product as hypothetical. NCBI's taxonomy places the organism in Eukaryota, Fungi, Ascomycota, Sordariomycetes, Magnaporthales, Magnaporthaceae. The transcript has a single exon. Bases 26 to 2080 code for a protein of 684 amino acids. The record is from RefSeq and is a predicted model, not a curated record.
CGAAGCUCCCGCACGAACCGAAAAUAUGGGCAGGUCUGCCGGAUCAGCACCCGCAGCCGUGGUCAGCCCGCAGCGCACAAUGUCACCACCACCCCAUCAUCAGCGUCAUCAUGAGCAGCACCAGCAGCAGCUGCAGUUCGCCUCGUUCCGCUCGAGGGCCGCUGCCGCCCGCUCGCGCUUUCAGGAGGGCUCUAUGAACGAUCGCGUCAGCGCCGCGCCUCCUGCCGACUUCCUCGGCGACGACUACACGCCCUCGCCCUCGGGCACCGUCACCGCCGCCUCGUCCCUCAGCAGCCGCAGCUCCUGGGCCGGCCCGGCCACGGCCGCCUCGGACUGGGGCACCACGAACGUCCCUCCCGGCUCGUCGUGCAGCGCCGGCUCCAACCCCAACCGCCACUCGGCGCCGUCGUGCGAGCAGCAGCAGCAGCAGCAGCAGCAGCAGCAGCCAAAGCAGAAGUCGAGCGGCUUCUUCGCGCCACUGUGGGACGGCAUGCGCGAGCGCCUGCGCCUGACGCGCAGCAAGUCGUCCAUCAACGUCGUCAACCCAUCCCCCAAGGACGCCGCGCCUGCGUCACGACCGCCCGUCCCGCCCUUGCAGCAGACCCAGUCAUUCCCGCCCGCCGCCGCCGCCGCUACCCCCAGCGCCGCUCCACACGCUGCCUUCGCCGCCGCCGGCCCGCCGGGUGGCCCCCGGCCGACCAGGGAGGAGGUGCUGCAGAGCUACCAGCAGCUCAUGAAGUCGGGCUUCUUCGACUCGCACGCCAUCCAGUCUAGUAGACACGCCCCGCCGCCCGGAAUGACCAGCAGCAGGCCCUCGUCGAGGAACGCGCCGCCAAACCUCGCCCCGGUGACGGAGCACUCGCCCGCCCCGGGCCACCGCCGCAACGUGCUCUCCACGUCGGCCACCAGCGGGGGCUUCCCCAGGCCCAGGAAGCGCAGCGGCGGCUUCGUGGCUGCGGUCUCGAGGGGCUACUUCUCUGAGUGCGAGGAUGACGACGAGGACAUGGUGGACCGCGACGCCGAGCCCCGCAGGCCGUCGACGUCGUACGGCCGGCGGCGCGGCGAUUCCCUGUCGCGCGGCACCAAGCGGCACCGCGCCGACGCCGAGUCCAUGACGAGCAGCACCACGGCCAGCGACAACCCAGCGCGCCGCCUGGUCAAGAAGCUGCGCAAGUCGACGUCGCGCCUGUCCAACCGCCGCAACAGCGACGCCGCCGCCGACGCCGUGGCGGCCGUGGCGGCCGCCCUGCGCUCCUCGAGCAACGUCAACGCCGGCCAGUCGUCGCCCCGCAAGAGCGGCGGUAACGGGGGCAGCGGUGGCGGCGGCGGCCCGCCGCUCUCGCACCGGAACAACAACUGCCUCUACCAGCAGGUCGAGCCCGUCGUCCACAGGAAGCUCACCAAGACGCCGUCCAAGAAGGACCUCCAGGACCUCGAGAGGCAGUCGUCGCGCGAGUCGGGCAGCUUGCGCCGUCGCGGCGGCGGUGGUGCUCCUCCUUCCGCUCAUGCCACCGGCGUCUCGAACCGUCCUGGAAGCAGCUAUGGCGGCCACGGCACGGCGACGGGCCUCGCGCCUCCGCCUAUCGGCCACAUGCUCCGCGGGGCGUCGGCGCCGCCGCGCACCAGGGACAACGCCGCCGCCGCCAAACGCAGCGUGGCGUCGCCCCCGCCGCUGCCCGCGCCCUCGUCGCCGCAGAAGCAGUCCUCCCACCACAGCCACGGCCACGGCCACCACCACAACCGCUCCCACCACAGCUCGGCCUCGGCCUCCCCAACCCGCACGGCGCCCGCGAGCCCCGUCAAGGACACGACGUCGGUGCGCGCCGUCGCGGCGCCGAGCUUCCACUACCCGCAGCGCGUGCGCCGCCCGGGCAUCCAGCACCAACACCACCAGUCGGCCGGCGGCGGCGGCGGCGGCGGCCCGCUGGCGUCGCUGUCGCCCGAGGACCGCCGCGCCAACCGCGCGCCGUCGCACGUCGUCGUCGCCCACGUCCCCAUCGACUUGAAGACGGGCGUCAACGACGUCAUCAUGGUCGGCUCGGUCGACGGCAUCGAGAACCGACGGGGUGGCUGGGCUUGAUUUUUUUUUUCUCGCCCUCUUCUUUUCUCGUUGAACAUAUGCUUGCACCAAAUACAGCCAAAGAAUCGCCUCUAGUGGGGUCGGCCUCUUUUCGCUGGAAGAAUGAAGAAACCGGAUUGCACAAGUGUCUCUCCUCCUUUUUUGGCGCCGAGAUUUUCAAGACUUUAUGCUGUCUUUCUUUGUUCAUGCUCAUCUUGGCGCAACGGCUUUUAAAAACGAUGUCUGACGGAUUUAUUUAUGGGAGGUGGCCUCAUUUGUACAACACAAACUAAUAUUCGCCAUCAUGAACGCUCCGAGGUGGACCGGCAACGGUCUGCUCUGACGAGUAUGACGAUCAUGACCAUUCUGUUGGUUUUUUUUUUUUUUUGCUUUUUCCGUUCUAGAUCUGGAUUUUUACUUCUCCUUCUCGUCAUUCUUUACAUCUGCAUGUUAAUCGGUGGCGGAACGUGUUUCCAGGUGUUUUGUCUUUUUUCCGCUUCGGUGGCACACUCGCUUGUCGGGGGGGCUACGGCCUUCUUUCCUUUAUCUCCUUUGCGCUGUUCUCCUCCCUUGUCACGCGGGUGGUCUUUGUACCAUGCAACUUUUUUGGUAGCUGUUGGUUUGUUGUCUUUUGGCUUUCCGAUACACCGUACAAAAAAAUGCAUCCCGUCACGACUAUGACGCUACGAUUUUUAACAUAGACGAAGGCUUCGGCCGUUUGCUCUAAUAUACUGCCUGAACCCCUGA